Molecule: messenger RNA, 836 nt
Organism: Chanos chanos (milkfish)
Lineage: Eukaryota; Metazoa; Chordata; Actinopteri; Gonorynchiformes; Chanidae
Product: OCIA domain-containing protein 1
Exons: 8
Coding region: 69-776 (235 amino acids)
Cellular component (GO): endosome
Source: RefSeq, a predicted model, not a curated record
CAGUCGCCACGGACAGAAGCUUCCAGAUGGACGCGCAGUCCCCUACUUGAGAAAGACAUUAUUUCAGUAUGUCUCAGGCCUCUUCUGACUAUACGGACCGCGGAGGUCAAAGGGAAUCCAGCCUGGGCCCUUUGAGUUUGGACUAUAUUCCCACUGAAGAAGAGCGGCGAGUCUUCAGAGAAUGCGGCCAGGAGAGCUUCUGGUAUAGAUCUGUCCCUGUCUCUGUAAUUAGCAUGGCACUCACUCAGUUUCUCAUCUCAAGAGGAGCACUGACGUCAUCAACCAGGCUUGGAUCGCUGCCAAAAGUUGCAUUUGCUGGUGUGUGCGGCUACCUGGCAGGAAAGAUGUCCUAUAUGAAGACGUGCCAGGAAAAGUUUAAGAAUUUGGAACACUCCCCUCUAGGAGAAGCUUUACGUCAGAGACAGCGCCACAUCCCACCACGUUUUAUUCAUGAACAGUCUAAACUCAAUGAACCUGAUAAACCUGUGUUUGAGCCAGGACCCCAGGAGCCCUCCUACAAGCAGGAUUUUCCCUACAGUGACCCUCCAUUCUUGAGCUCCAGCAGCCGCUCUGACUCACCAGAACCGGCGUUUUUGGAUGAUGCUGAACCCAGAGAGAAGCCCGUUCUGUAUGAGGAGCUGCGCAGCAGGAACCGGGAGAACUAUGAGGUCACGCUGACCAGGAAAGCAGAAUCACUCCUCAGGCCUGCAGCGGGAGGGACUGGGCCUAAGAAAGAGGUGAAGAAGAACAUUUAUGGAGAUACAUGGGAGGAAUGACUGAACUCUCAACUCCAUGGAACUCUUGAUGUUCAAUGUGUAUUAACCUUUACAAGCUAA